UUCUCCUCUUCGUCUCCAGAGUUCCUCCUCCAUUUUUCUUUUCCAAGGGUUUGCGAUUGCGGUUCUGAAUCACUUGAUCGCGGUUUGCGAUUGCGGUAACGCUGCUUCCGAUCGGGUUUUGUGUUCUUGUAAUAUCGCGCACAUUUUUGCUGUCUAAGAUACAUUACAGGGAUGUGAUUUCAUUAUUUUUCUCUUUGCUAUGUGACGAUGGUAUGCGACGGGAUGUCAUUUAUGUGGAAAUUCCCAUUUUAUAAAGCUCCCCUUUUGCAUGAGAUGCGCUAUAUAGUUUUCCACCAUCCUUGUUAUUUAGAUCAACAAUUACUCUUCGUUGUAUGGAUUUCACGUUCCUGUUCUCUAAUGGAUUAUCUUUGCGGCGUAUAAUCGUAGAUAUCUUUUGUUAUUGCUUUUCCUCCCUGUUUUCGAAGGGUGUUGUUGUUCGACUGCGCCAUUACCUUCAAAGUUUACUUUUUAAGCCACAUCGAGACGUUUGUGUAAACCUAAGAUUUCUCUUAUGGUUACCAUUUUGUUCGAUAGGUUGUUUUGCGAGCUCAUUCACUGUAUUGUAUUGUAUUAUAUUCGCUAAGCUUUUGUUCCACAGAAGGAGCUGGAGGAGGACAAGAGUGAAUUAGGGCUUCUAGAAGGAUCUUGUUUCUUGAAAGAAGAUGGCGAGCCGGAAUACACACUGGUGUUAUGCGUGCAGGCAGUCAAUCUGCCCUCAAGGUCGCGACAUGAACUGUCCCUACUGUAACGAAGGCUUCAUUCAAGAACUAAAUGAGAUGGCAGCCAUCAUUCAUCCUUUCGACAUCUUAGAGCCGAGUCCUAAUGAGGAUCAGUUCCGUCGAUUCAGAAUCAUGGAAAUAAUGUCCGCCUUAGUGCGACACCGGAUGGCAGAAAAUCUCGGGCAGGGGUUUGAUAUUUCCACUAGACCGGGUUUGCUAUUUAGCGGCCAUCGGCCUGUUUGGAUGGCCGAGGAUAGAGGUUUCGACUCCUUUUUCGAACAAUUAACACGGAGCGACCGCGUGGGCCCACCGCCUGCUGUGCGGUCCUCGAUCGAUGCCAUGCCUGUAGUUAAGAUUACCCAAAGGGAUGUUCACGGCGAUUCGCAUUGUCCGGUUUGCAAAGACCGUUUCGAGCUGGGCUCCGACGCGCGGGAAAUGCCGUGCAAGCAUUUGUACCACUCCGACUGCAUUGUUCCGUGGUUGGUUCAGCAUAAUUCUUGCCCGGUCUGUCGGCAUCAGUUGCCAACGCGGGAUAGGGGAAGCGAAUUUGAUUCUACCAACGGCGAAAAUGAGGGAGAGAAUCGCCGCGGGCGAAGCCUCUUCUCCUCUCUAUGGCCUGUUCUCUCUUCAAGCGCGACGAAUUCAAGCACUCACCAGGACGAGGCAGCGGGAAGUGGUUCGGCCGAUGUCGGCGAGGACUUCGAGCAGAUUGGUUAUUCCGAGUGGUCGAAUGACUAUUAAGACACUUCUCUCAACAUAUAAUUCGCUGUCGAACUUUGUUCGCGUCGUCGAUGGUCAACUUCAUGAAAUUCCUGUGUAUAGAGAUAUUUAAAGGAUCUGUUUUUUAGCCUUCUCUUAUUUCUUCUUGUGGUUGUAUAAAAUGUCGUUUCUCUAACAGUUCGAGCUUUUAGAGAAUCAGUUGUUUCAUUUCAAUUAUACAAUCUAUGCUUUUCUUUUUUUUUUUCUC
Ananas comosus (pineapple) is the source of this 1686-nucleotide messenger RNA. RefSeq names its product probable E3 ubiquitin-protein ligase RHC1A. The transcript has 2 exons. Gene Ontology annotation, cellular component: cytoplasm. Gene Ontology annotation, molecular function: ubiquitin protein ligase activity. Gene Ontology annotation, biological process: protein ubiquitination. Bases 663 to 1460 code for a protein of 265 amino acids. NCBI's taxonomy places the organism in Eukaryota, Viridiplantae, Streptophyta, Magnoliopsida, Poales, Bromeliaceae. The record is from RefSeq and is a predicted model, not a curated record.